AUGUGGUCUGAGGGUCGAUACGACUAUGAAAGACUUCCAAGAGAACGGGCGCCCUCUCGAAAUCACCCUACUGAUGGCUACCAUAGAGUAGUUAAUAUUGUGCCAAAGAAACCACCACCACUACUAGACAGACCUGGUGAAGGAAACGGCAAUAGAUAUUACAGUCAUGUUGAUUACCGAGAAUAUGACGAGGGCCGCAGUUUGUCUCAUGAUCGAAGAAGUGGUCCAUCUAACAGAGGAGAUGAAUCUGGUUAUAGAUGGCCACGGGAUGACCAUACUGGAAGUCGACAGUCUGAAUACAGGGAUGUGAGAGAUGGCUUUAGAAGAAAAAACUUCUACUCUUCCCAUUAUACAAGAGAACGGUCUCCUCAUAAAAGGGACAGUGGUUUUUAUAGAGAGUCAUCUGUAGGACGAAAGGAUUCUCCACACAGCAGGUCUGGCUCCAGUGUCAGCAGUAGAAGCUACUCUCCAGAAAGAAGCAAAACGUACUCCUUCCAUCAGUCUCAUCGUAGAAAGUCCAUGCGUGGUGGUGCCGUCUACAAACGACAGGAUGAAGGAAAGCCAGAAAGAGGUAAAGAAAGACCUGUCCAGACCUUGAAAACAUCAAGAGAUCCUUCCCCUACAAGUUCUUCGGCAGUCUCUUCUUCAAAGAUAAUAGAGAAGCCCAGUAGGCUAACUGAAAAGGAACUUGCUGAGGCUGCAAGCAAAUGGGCUGCUGAAAAGUUAGAGAAGACAGAUGACAGUAACUUACCUGAAAUUUCCGAGUAUGAGGGAGGAUCUUCCGCACCCUUGUUCAUUGACCAGCCAGAAGAACCUGAAUCAAAUGCGACAGAUAGCAUAGAAUUAUUUGAAGACAGUCAGCUAACCAACCGCUCUAAAGCAAUAGCAACAAAAACCAAAGAGAUUGAACAGGUUUACCGACAAGACUGUGAAACGUUCGGGAUGGUGGUGAAAAUGCUGAUUGAGAAAGAUCCUUCAUUAGAAAAGUCUAUACAGUUUGCCUUGAGGCAGAAUUUACAUGAAAUAGGUGAGCGGUGUGUUGAAGAACUCAAGCAUUUCAUUGCAGAAUAUGACACUUCUAGUCAAGAAUUUGGAGAGCCUUUUUAG
This is a messenger RNA of Elephantulus edwardii (Cape elephant shrew), 1107 nucleotides long. It is a transcript of the gene PPHLN1, whose product is annotated as periphilin 1. NCBI's taxonomy places the organism in Eukaryota, Metazoa, Chordata, Mammalia, Macroscelidea, Macroscelididae. The record is from RefSeq and is a predicted model, not a curated record. Gene Ontology annotation, cellular component: nucleoplasm. Gene Ontology annotation, biological process: negative regulation of DNA-templated transcription; negative regulation of gene expression, epigenetic; protein localization to heterochromatin. The coding region runs from base 1 to 1107 and encodes 368 amino acids. The transcript has 9 exons.